GCUUUGCAUCCUCCUUUCCGUGUAAUUCAAAUUUACGAAUUUUAUUUCGAAGUUUGUUCAAAUUUAUUUCGAGGUUUGUUUAAGAACCAGAAGAUUAUAUCAACAUUCAUUCGAUUAUUGUCCUGUGAAUGGCUCGUAUGUUUAGUUCGAGUCUCACGUCUCGUAUUUUCAGAUCAUAAUGGUAGUCGAAAAGAGCGCCAAUGGACUACAGCUAAGUAAUGAAGAGCUUCAGCAACUGCUGAAUAAAUUGUCUACCGAUGAGCGGAAUGAACUUACCGGGAAACUGCGGCAGUGCACACAAGAGAUGACGAUGACCCGUGGUAUACCAAUCACAGCUGCUGUUUUGGGCUCUCUAUACUAUGCUCGUACUCGGCUUCCUGCACAGUAUCAUUUUGGCCCAAAGGGAUGGCCGUUUUAUGCGUUUUUGGGUGUUGGUACACUGACUGCUGUCAACGUUUUAUCGAUGGGAAAUUGUCGCGAUCGAGUUCAACCACUUGUGGCGCAGUUAUAUCAAAAGUAUCAUAUUGGCCAGUCAACUAACAGCUACGAUGCCAUCAGACGGCGCCAUCGUGAAGAAUACGGGUAUCCAGCUUCGGACAUGGCAACCACUCCUGUGCAAGCAAGGGGAUACAGCGACAUGCAGAGUCCUACUGAUCGGCCAGUUGGCAAAUAUGGCGUCAUGCAAGACAGAAGCGAAAGAUAUGGCGAUAUGCGGGCUCCUGAUCGUUCUGGUGGCAGAUAUGGUGAUAUGCGCGGUCCUACUGACCGCUCUGGUGGAAGAUACGGCGAUAUGCAGACUGAUCCAUAUGGAACUGCUACGGAUCAGAUGCCAUCAAUGACUGGAAAGCCUAGUGAAGGCUUUGACCGGACAUAUGAUUUCACACCAGCAGGCACUUUUUCCGACUCCCAACCAAAAAAGCCAACUUCGCAGGAUUACAUGUACGAUAUGGAUGCCCCAUCAUACAUGUCUGGUACGCCCACGACGCCAAGAUCUUCUCAAGGAUCAGAGUGGCGAUAA
Cylicocyclus nassatus is the source of this 1018-nucleotide messenger RNA. Lineage: Eukaryota; Metazoa; Nematoda; Chromadorea; Rhabditida; Strongylidae. The record is from the annotation of a GenBank genome assembly.